AUGAGAAGUCUUUCUGAUGCUGCUCAAAUUAAAAAUCUACUUGUUCAACAAUUUGGAGAUCGAUGGAGAGGCGCAUAUCAGGCCUACGAAGAUGUAAUGUCAAAACCAUACCAAGCAAUGAUGAUAAACAACGAUCCACACUCCCCACCAUCCAUGAGAAUACUCUCAAAUUUCAUCGAGGAAUACCCUGUUGCCUAUGAGACAGUAUAA
Molecule: messenger RNA, 210 nt
Organism: Caenorhabditis remanei
Lineage: Eukaryota; Metazoa; Nematoda; Chromadorea; Rhabditida; Rhabditidae
Exons: 1
Coding region: 1-210 (69 amino acids)
Source: RefSeq, a predicted model, not a curated record